Messenger RNA from Cylicostephanus goldi, 237 nucleotides. The record is from the annotation of a GenBank genome assembly. NCBI's taxonomy places the organism in Eukaryota, Metazoa, Nematoda, Chromadorea, Rhabditida, Strongylidae.
AUGGAUGACAUGAGCGAAGAUCUUAUCAAUUUUCUUGUGGAUACCGCUAUUCAAAGCGAAAAGAAGGCUGUAAAGAGAAAAAGCGAAAGCUGGCAGAAGCUGGUGCCUUCCAUCAAGAAAAUGGAAAUGGAUGACCCUGUUGAACAGUUUAAAAAGGAUUACCAAAAUGCACAGCCAUAUGAAAGCGACAUGAGCUUCUAUAUGUUGGCCACUGGGAAGGUAUUAUAUCAAAAUUAA